Messenger RNA from Pelobates fuscus (common spadefoot toad), 3739 nucleotides. RefSeq names its product heat shock protein family A (Hsp70) member 2 (gene HSPA2). NCBI's taxonomy places the organism in Eukaryota, Metazoa, Chordata, Amphibia, Anura, Pelobatidae. The record is from RefSeq and is a predicted model, not a curated record. Gene Ontology annotation, cellular component: cytosol; nucleus; plasma membrane. Bases 91 to 1998 code for a protein of 635 amino acids. The transcript has 2 exons. Gene Ontology annotation, molecular function: ATP binding; ATP-dependent protein folding chaperone.
CGGCCGUGCUGUCAGUGCGGGAGAGUAUAAAAGUGGUGGCAGCGGCCGCGCUCCUGUCAGUAACCGGACUCCCCGAGCUCCGCUAUCAUAAUGUCCGGCCAGGCUGUGGGCAUCGACCUGGGCACCACGUACUCCUGCGUGGGCGUCUUCCAGCUCGGCAAGGUGGAGAUAAUCGCCAACGACCAGGGCAACCGCACCACCCCGAGCUACGUGGCCUUCACGGACACCGAGCGGCUGAUCGGCGACGCCGCCAAGAACCAGGUGGCCAUGAACCCGACCAACACCAUCUUCGACGCCAAGCGCCUGAUCGGCCGCCGCUUCGACGACCCCGCGGUGCAGGCCGACAUGAAGCACUGGCCGUUCACGGUGGUGGACGAGGCCGGCAAGCCCAAGGUGCAGGUGGAGUACCGGGGCGAGAUGAAGACGUUCUCCCCCGAGGAGGUGUCCUCCAUGGUGCUGGGGAAGAUGAAGGAGGUGGCCGAGGCCUACCUGGGCCGGCCGGUCCCCAGCGCCGUGAUCACCGUGCCCGCUUACUUCAACGACUCGCAGCGGCAGGCCACCAAGGACGCCGGGGUGAUCGCCGGCCUCUCCGUCCUCCGCAUCAUCAACGAGCCCACGGCCGCCGCCAUCGCCUACGGCCUGGACAAGCGGGGCUCCGGGGGCAGCGCCGAGCGCAACGUCCUCAUCUUCGACCUGGGCGGCGGCACCUUCGACGUGUCCGUGUUGACCAUCGACCAGGGGGUGUUCGAGGUGAAGUCCACGGCCGGGGACACCCACCUGGGCGGCGAGGACUUCGACAACCGCAUGGUCACCCACUUCGUGGAGGAGUUCAAGCGGAAACACAAGAAGGACAUCAGCGGCAACAAGCGGGCCGUGCGGCGGCUGAGGACGGCCUGCGAGCGGGCCAAGCGCACCCUGUCCUCCAGCACCCAGGCCGGCAUCGAGAUCGACUCGCUGUACGAGGGCGCCGACUUCUACACGUCCAUCACCCGCGCCCGCUUCGAGGAGCUGAACAGCGACCUGUUCCGGGCCACCCUGGAGCCGGUGGAGAAGGCGCUGCGGGACAGCCGGCUGGACAAGUCCCAGAUCCAGGAGAUCGUGCUGGUCGGCGGCUCCACCCGCAUCCCGCGCAUCCAGAAGCUGCUGCAGGACUUCUUCCACGGCAAGGAGCUCAACAAGAGCAUCAACCCGGACGAGGCGGUGGCCUACGGGGCGGCCGUGCAGGCGGCCAUCCUGACUGGGGACCGCUCGGAGAACGUGCAGGACCUGCUGCUGCUGGACGUCGCCCCGCUCUCCCUGGGCAUCGAGACGGCGGGGGGCAUCAUGACCGCCCUCAUCAAGCGGAACACGACCAUCCCCAGCAAGCAGACCCAGGUCUUCACCACCUACUCCGACAAUCAGCCCAGCGUGCUGGUCCAGGUGUUCGAGGGCGAGAGGUCAAUGACCCGGGACAACAACCUGCUGGGCAAGUUCGACCUCACCGGCAUCCCUCCGGCCCCCAGGGGGGUCCCACAGAUAGAGGUGACCUUUGACAUUGAUGCUAACGGCAUCUUGAACGUUAUGGCAGUGGACAAGAGCACAGGCAAGGAGAAUAAGAUCACAAUCACAAAUGACAAGGGCCGUCUAAGCAAAGAGGAUAUUGACCGAAUGGUGAACGAUGCUGAAAAGUACAAGUCAGAGGAUGAGGCCAAUACACAGCGGGUGGCUGCCAAGAAUUCAUUGGAGUCAUAUGCCUAUCACAUGAAACAAACUGUGGAGGAUGAGAAGCUGAAAGGCAAACUAAGCGAUCAGGAUAAGGGGAAGAUUUUGGCUAACUGCAAAGAGGUAAUUGAUUGGUUGGACAAAAACCAAGCCGCAGAAAAGGAUGAGUUCGAGUACAAGCAGAAAGAGUUGGAGAAAACUUGUAACCCAAUCAUCACCAAACUUUAUCAAGGUGGAGCUCCUAAGCCUGGUUCUGGUGGAGGAGCAGAUGGACCUACCAUUGAAGAAGUGGACUAAAUUUAUGUGACAAGUCGGGCAUUAAAAACCGUGAUACAUUCUAAUAGACGGAUAACAUACACUUUUUAUUAUUGGUGAUUAAAGGGACACUAUAGUCACUAGAACCACUACCACUGAAUGUAGUGGUUCUAGUGUCUAAACUGGCCCUGGAGACUGAGCACUGUAAAUAUUGCCCUUUAAGAGAAGGCAGUGUUUACAUUGCUGCCUAGUAACACUUCUAGUGACAGUCACCCAGACAACCGCUAGAGGUGCUUCUUAAUCUAGAGCUGUACAGUUUGCAGCACUGCACAUUCCCUAUAGAAAUGCAUUGAUUUAAUGCAUCUGUAUGAGGUGAUGCUGAUUGCUGCAGCGCUGUGCGUGUGCAAUAGCCUCCCAAUGCUGUCCUUUGAGAUCGGAGGCAGGUGGUUACCUAAACUGCCACUUGAGUACUAUAGUGUCAGGAAUACACAUCUGUAUUCCUGACACUCUAGUGUUUUUUUUAACAAUGGCCUUAAAGUGUACCUGGCACUCCAGGCUCAACUUGACAAUGGUAAAUUAUACAUUUACGGCCUUAAAAACUGCUGUUUCGCUUGAAAUGGUUAAAAUCCCAUGUUCCCACACCAUUUACUUGUAUUUUUUUGGGGGGGUCCUGUUCUUAUAGAUGGCAUUAGCUCUGCUUGGGCAGGGAUCUCCUUGAUACAAGCUUGACAUCACAUAAUCAGUGUUCUAGAUUUCCCCCGCAAGUGAGCACCACUUCUUGGCUAAUACACUGCAAGAGAUUCUAGCUUUGCCAUAACAAAGAUGACAUGUGGGGAGAGGCCAAAUUAUUCGUUUUAAUAUAAUCUACAUUGCUAGUUCAAUGUAUAGAUGACUUUAUGUACUAUAUUUUUUAUAUAUUACUGUGUACUCUAUAAAUACCAAAAUAGCUAUUGGUACUGCCUUAAAGGGACUCCUAUAGUCACCAGGACAUCUGCAGCAUAAUGUUCUGGUGUCUAUAGCAUGUCCCUGCAGGCAUUUUAAUGUAAACACUGCCUUUUACAUUACUGCCUAGCAACAUCUCUAGUGGUAAUUACUCAGAUGGCCACUAGAGAUGCUUCUUGGGUCAGUGCAGCACUGACAUUCAGCAUCUCCAGUCUGAAAUGUUCUCCAUAGAGAUGCUGAUUGGCGCUCUGCAUGCGCUAUAGUCUCCCGAUGCUUUACUAUGGGAAAGCAUUGGAUGGGAUGAGCUCAUAAAGAUUGUGGUCAGCCAACGAGGUGGGGCCAUCCAAGACAAGACUCGUGCAACACAUGGUCACGAGGUUAAUCAGACACCUACACUGUCUUUUCACAACUAUAGUGUCAGGGGUAUGAAUUUUUUUUCCCGACAGUAUAGUGUUCCUUUAAAUUGGUCGUUUGUCUAAUUAUGGAUCAUAAAACCAGGUAAAUUUUGCAAUGGCUAAUUAGCACUUAAAGUGAACCUAAUGCUUAAUACUUUAUACUCUGGUGUCUUUUAGUUAAAUCAAGCAGCACUUAUAAUCUCAGUAUUGAUUCUUUGCACUUCUGGAGUUCAUGUUAAAAAAGUUAAAGCUUUAAAUCAAUUGUGUGUUUGGGUGUAAAUGGCGGUCUGACCGCAAUGUCUGGAUUAUUAUACUACUAAUAGGGCUGGGCUAGAUUUAACAUUUCUACUUGGUUUUGGUAAAUGCUAAAGAUAUCUAAUAUCAGUACGUCUUUAUCAAUUGUCUAUGCUUUUUAUAAGAUUAAGCAAUAAAAUUGCAAAUUUCUC